Rotaria sp. Silwood2 is the source of this 297-nucleotide messenger RNA. Lineage: Eukaryota; Metazoa; Rotifera; Eurotatoria; Philodinida; Philodinidae. The record is from the annotation of a GenBank genome assembly.
AUGUUGAAAUAUAUACUUAAUGAUCAAAACUUUGUUAGUUAUGUUUGUCCAUAUUUAUGGUUUAUUAGUGCUUUUCUUGUAAUUGUUCUUGAAUUUGUUGUGAAUAUUAAAGCUCCUUAUGGACGUUAUAAUAUAAAUAAUAGUGGAAUUCCAGCUCGUCUAGCAUGGUUUACUCAAGAACUUCCAUGUGUCAUUAUACCAUGUUAUCUCUUAUAUUAUCAUUGGUCAUCUUUAUCCAUAACUAAAUUUAUAAUAGUUGGUUUUUUUCUAAUACAUUAUUUUCAAAGGUAUGUUUAA